CAACCCAGAUGUGGCGGGCUUGGUGCCGUCGCCGCGCUUGACUUGUGCGGCUCCGGGAACUGGUCGGCGAGGCUAUGUGAACUCUACUUGUGCUCCUACCCUCACCUUCUGACCUUAUAACACGCGUCGUCGACAUUUUCAGACGUGCAACUGCGGGCGAGAGACGAUGGAAGCAGCCCAGAAUGGGUCUCUACCGCCCAAACUAGACGACGAACAAGCCAGGCGACUGCGGCGGGCGCAGUUGAAGGAGCUCAACGAGACCCAAGCCGGCCAAGCUCCGGCCAAGGCGUUGGACUCUUCUCUGAAACGGCACACCGCGUUGAUCAAGCGGAUCCGCCAGUCCCUCGGCAUCGAGCACCGCGAUCAAAUAGUCAAGGACAUCGAGACCUUGUCACUCGAGAAAUAUGUGGACGAGCUUUCAAGUGCUGUUCUGGAGGGCAUAUCGCGUUGCAAGACGGAGAAAGAUGUAUGGAGUGCAGCGGAGAUCAUUGCUCUACUACACCGCCGAUUCCCCAAGACGUUCACUCCAGUCCUUGUAUCUGCACUGUCUGCAGCGUUGGUCCCGCCAAACCGCGCCGCAUUGGCCGCGCUGGCCCCUGAACAGCGAGAGAAGGAGGAUGCGGCGCGGGUGACUCGUCAGCGCCCUGUGCUACGAGUAUGCGCUGAGCUUGCACUGGUUGGGAUCAUCAGAGACGCGCCAGACAGGAGUGGUGGCGAGUGGAUGAUCAAGGUCAUCAAGGAUCUGUUGUCGAACGACCCAACUCUCUCGUCGCUGCCUCUCUUGUCGACGUUCCUCAAAUCUUUUGCUCGCCCGUACCUAGGCAUCACACCGCCUGCAAGCGCCAAGCAGAUUUCGGCCUCUUCGGAACCUGGCACGCUCUCGUCUGCCGCCACGGAUGAGGCGAACGCGAGGGUCAACGGCGCGUUCCCGGCGCUCGUGAAGGAAGAGGACGAGCUGGUCGAGAAAGAGGUUCGGGACAGGUUCAAGAAGAUGUGCGAGGGCUACUUUGAGAACGUUGCGAGGAAGCUGGUGCAUGAGCACAACCGCUUGCAAGAACAAGACAGGCGUAAUCACGAAGCAUAUAUACGCUCAGGAGAGAUCUUCGAAGAUAGGCAGCAGGCCUACGAGAAGAUGACGAAGAACUACGAGAAGCUCCUAGCUAGUUGCCAGACCUUGUCCGAGCUUCUCUACCUACCUAUGCCGGAGCUCAAGACUGCAUCUCAGAAGAGCGAGUCUAUCUUGAUCGGCUCGAACACGGGGAUCUCGGUGUCUGGGGGCGAUGCCGAAUCUGUGACCGCCGGGAAGUGGGAAGAUGAGGAGGAACGCCGAUUUUUCGAGGAGAUUCCAGAUCUGAAGGACUACGUUCCUCGGAGUGUGCUUGGUCUGGAGGGUGAAGGCGAUGAAACAGCAGACACGGAUAGCAAAGAGAAGGAGAAGAAAGAACAAGAGCGGGUGCAGGAGGAAGUCAGGAAGCUAGAGGAAGAGCUCGCCGGCCUCAAGGUCAAUGAGGAAGGCCAGUUUAACGGGGAUGCGUCUGCUGCUCAAGAUGGCGCCGCAUUGAAGAACGAAGAAGACGAGGAUGAGGAUGACGCGCCUACCCCUACGGCGGGAACGCCGAAGACCUCGCCCCCGUCGACUCCUCAGCUUGCGCCUCAGGGACCUUCUCAGAUGUUGACCGCAUUGCUCGCGCGCCUUCCAGACGCGACCAACCGAACCAUGAUCGAUCAAGCUGCAGUCGACUUCGCGUUCCUGAAUUCGAAGGCUGCCCGAAAGCGGUUGGGAAGGUUCAUGACGCAAAUCCCGAAGAGUCGCAUAGACCUUCUGCCCCAUUAUUCAAGGCUUAUUGCGACUCUGAACAAGUACAUGCCGGAUAUCGGUCAAGACGUCGUAGCCUUCCUCGACGAAGAGUUUCGGUAUCUGCAGCGGAAGAAGAAGGUUGUCAUCGAACUUGCUGAGGUUCGGCUCAAGAAUCUGACCUUCAUUGCCAAUUUGACCAAGUUCCGAGUGAUACCUCCUCAUAUCAUUCUGCACAUGUUCAAGGUGUGCUUGGACGACUUCCACGGCACGAACGUCGACAAUUUUGCUAUCCUGUUGGAAUGCUGCGGCCGCUUCCUGCUGCGGAGUGACGAGACCAGGGAGCCUUUUGGCAAGAUGCUGGAGCUCAUGCGGAGGAAGCAAAGCAUGCAGCACUUCGACCAGAGACAGCAGCUCGUCUUGGAGAACGCAUACUACCAGUGCAAUCCGCCCGAACGCACAGCAAGACAGGAGAAAGAACGCACGCCCAUGGAGCUCUUCAUCCGACACCUCAUCUACGACGUUCUCACCAAGAAGACCAUAGACAAAGUCCUCAAACUCGUGCGCAAGCUCGAUUGGGACGACGAGUCCGUGCUCCGCACACUGCACAAGGUCUUCACGAAGCCAUGGAAAGUCAAAUUCGGCAACAUCGCGCUACUUGCGAUGCUGACGUAUGACUUACAACGGUACCAUCCGGCCUUCGCCGUCGCGGUCGUGGACCAGGUGCUGGAGGACAUCCGGCGCGGGCUGGAGCAGAACGUGUACAGCAUCAACCAGCGGCGUUUCGCUACUGCCAAAUACCUCGGCGAGCUGUACAUCUAUCGCUUGAUCAGCUCCGGCAUCAUCUUCGACACGCUGUGGACGUUGGUGACGUUCGGCCACCCCGAGGGCAGGCCGUCGCCCGGCCAGCCAUGCCCUGUUGACAUGCCGGAUGACUUCUUCCGGGUCCGGCUGGUCUGUGUUGUUCUUGACACAGUCGGCAUGUGCUUCGACCGAGGAACGCAGCAGAAGAAACUAGACAACCUCUUAACGUUCUUCCAGUUCUAUGUGUUGUGCAAGGAUUCUCUUCCGAUGGACGUUGAGUUCAUGUUGACGGAUUCUCUUGAGGCGGUGCGUCCGAAGAUGUCUGUGUACAAGACCUUCGAGGAAGCUGCGGUAGCUGUCGAGGAGAUGUUCAAUAUUGCCUUCCAGAAUGCUGGCAUCACCACCGCCGAGGACAGCGGUGAUGAGAGCGACGGAGAAGAUGGCGAGGAAAGGCGUGGCGGCGGGGAGGAGGAAGACGAAGACCAAAUGCAGACUAUAUCUCCCCUCGACGAGCGCGCUCCGUCUCCCGAUGCGGUCGUACUCAGGGCUUCGCAGGAGAAUAUCGGACCUUCAGAUGAAGAUGACGCAGAGUUCGCUCGAGAGCUGGCGAAGAUGGAGAUAGACACCUCCGCGGAUGGGAGGAAGGUCGACAAAAAGACUGCCCUGGCCAUGUGGGAGUCUAGUCUUCCUCCGCCUGUCUUGCGGAAGAAGCGCAACGAGGAUGUCGAAGAGGAGGACAACCUUGCGACGAAUGCAGCCGAUCAACCCGGUACCAUGACCUUCACCCUCUUCACCAAGCGUGGAAACAAGCCUCAGGCCCGGCAACUUGCUAUUCCUGCGGAGUCAACUCUCGCAGUACAAACCCGUACAGCUCAGAUGCAAGACAAGGUUGAACAGCAGCACCUGAAGCGGCUUGUCCUUCAGUACGAGCAGCGUGAGGAAACGGAAGAGAUGAAAGCUUUGGAAGCUCGCACUCGCAACGGCGCCAUCAAGAUACGCUACGGCGGAUAACCUAGGCUGCGAAGCUUGCUCUGCCGCUGACUCUGCAAAUCUCUGCCUCAGUUGCUCCAGGCUAUCAUGCCCACCGUCUGCUGUGGCUGCCCGGUCCUCAACCCCGCCGAGGUCAUGCACGGGCUGCUGGCCGGCGCAAGCCCCACAUCCCUUCUUGCUUGGCAUCAGCUCCUCGACCUGGCGUACCUUUACCAAUGUCCAAUGUCUGCAUGCUGGGUCUGUCUAUGCUCUGCCAAACGUGGCCGGGAGCUUUCGACUGCGCCGCCCUCGUAGUUGACGUCGACGCUCGCGGACGUUGUCAGCCCGGUCGCUCAGCCCGGCGCUGUCGCAUCUGGCUCGUGGAGGUUAUACAGCAUCACGGAUUCACGAUACAUUGUAGCACUUCCCAGAGAUAAGCAUCCUGUAGAUUAGAUGUCCUAGUAGCAGUCUUUCUUUAGUCGCAUUCCUG
Rhodofomes roseus is the source of this 4058-nucleotide messenger RNA. RefSeq names its product ARM repeat-containing protein. Gene Ontology annotation, molecular function: protein binding; RNA binding. Gene Ontology annotation, biological process: nuclear-transcribed mRNA catabolic process, nonsense-mediated decay. NCBI's taxonomy places the organism in Eukaryota, Fungi, Basidiomycota, Agaricomycetes, Polyporales, Fomitopsidaceae. Gene Ontology annotation, cellular component: cytoplasm; exon-exon junction complex. The record is from RefSeq and is a predicted model, not a curated record. Bases 167 to 3610 code for a protein of 1147 amino acids. The transcript has 19 exons.